Anopheles funestus (African malaria mosquito) is the source of this 2314-nucleotide messenger RNA. RefSeq names its product actin-3-like. Lineage: Eukaryota; Metazoa; Arthropoda; Insecta; Diptera; Culicidae. The transcript has a single exon. The record is from RefSeq and is a predicted model, not a curated record. Bases 266 to 1324 code for a protein of 352 amino acids.
CAAUGUGCUUCAACAGAAAAAAGCAGUUGAGAUUAUCAAACAGUUGAAAGUUGUUGUUGGCCUAACAAUCAUUAUCUUUUUUUUUGUUCGGUGAAGAUAACCGACGGUGUGACAAUUGUGCAAGUCACACAUCACACAACGCCUUCAACCAUCACGCAUGACUCACAGAACUCACAUAACAUAACAAACCACCUACAGAUAGCUACGGAACGGAACUGAACCCCUCAGUCGCACUUAGUCACUCGAAGAAAUCGAAAGUGUAAGCAUGUCCGUAGACGAAACACCUGCCAUUAUUAUUGACAAUGGAAGUCACACCCUGAAGGUUGGUUUUACCGGUGAAGAAGAUCCGACGGGAGUUUUUAGAAACCUUAUGCAUGUAGCUGAAGGUACCGAUGGCGUUAUCCGUCGCGUUGGUGAAGUCCUGCCGAAUGGUCACGUUCGUAGCCCAAUGCAAAGAGGCGUACCUUGCGAUUGGGAUGCGAUGGAAAGUGUUUGGGAGUACACGUUUAAAGAUGUGCUGAAAGUUGCGCCGGCAGAUCAUAAAGUGCUGCUCACCGAUCGACCACUUAGUGCGCCGGCAAAUCGGGAAAAAGCGGUACAAAUAAUGUUCGAAAAGUUCUCAACACCUGCCACUUAUGUGUCGAUGCAGGCAACGUUGGCACUGUAUGGUGCGGGCCGUACCAUCGGAACCGUGGUUGAUGUUGGCGAUGGAACGACAAGUGUUGUUCCGAUUUACAAAGGUACACCCGCUACCGCAGCUAUCGCAAGCGUCGAUUUCGCUGGUUGCGAUAUGGUAGACUAUCUGGCAAGUGCACUCAACGUAAGUGAUCGAAAAAUUGCUCACGAGAUAAUGGAAAAAGUAUGUGCGGUUAGUCCCAACAUGGGGAAGGAAACGAUAAACAAUCUCGACUAUAAAACUUCAACCGGAUCAAUCGUCACGAUUGGUGCGGAACGCAUUCGAUGCGGCGAGGCAAUGUUUAAUCCAUCGGUAAUAGGUCACCAACAGAUUAAACCAUUGCACGAGCUAAUUGUGGAGAGUGUGGCUGCUUGUAAGGAACGCACCCUUAAAGAUCUGUACGCGUACAUCAUACUUGCCGGUGGACCGACGACGCUUAACGGGUUUGCGGAACGUUUGCAACAAGAACUAACGACACUGGUACCGUCGGGGUAUCGAUGCAAGGUCGUGACGGCUCAACAUCCAAACCUGACUGUUUGGGCUGGUGGAUGCAUGGUAGCACAAAGUCCCUUGUUUCAGCAAUCGUGGAUAACGAAGAAAGAAUACGAAGAGCAUGGUGUGGAAAUAAUUCAUCGUAAGUGUGUUUGAGCUUGUUGGAACUGUUGCUCUCUUCAUCUUGAAAGUGAUGCGUUACUUAUUUUAUCACACCGGAAGCAAGAUAAUUUUCAUGAGCAAGAACACACCCACGUUAAGAUAAAAUGAUUACACGAAUGUUUAUCAAUAAAAAAGAAAGCUGAUAAAAAAUUUUAACCAUCAUUGUGCUGUUUUGAACCAUAUCUUUUGACUCACUUUUUUUUAAAUGUACUUCAUCUACUCGAUGUACGCUUUUAACGCUUGAACUACCAAGCGUUUUAAGCGUUUUUGCAUUGGGUUUUUAACGUUGCAAACAAUUGUGAACAGAUGGAUAACAUUUUAGGUAUUUUAGAAUUCGUACUAUAUAAUAUUUAUGUAACAGAUUUACUUUAUAGUACUUACUUAAACAGUAAAAGUAAUAUGAAAAAAAUGAAGCGUUUCUGUUCAAAAUGACUGGUCCAGUUUUAGUGUUAAUGUACUACGAGAAUAUUCCAGUUUACUUAAAUUUUCAUUCAAUUUCUUAAAACUAGUUUUUAUAAAAGUUAAAUAAAAAUAUGUUUGUGUUUAAUUUACAAUAUAAAAAGAAGAACUUGAAAUCAUCAAAACGAAACAAAAAUUCGAUUAAAUUUGAAAAUUCCGUUCACUCAAGUACCGCGCGUACAUCGGGAAGAGACUGAAAUUCCACGACAAUUGUCUAAACAAACACUAUUUGAAAGAAUUUAUUUCAGCUGAUUUUUCUCGCACAAAAAAAAAUCGUUCCAUCGUAAUUGUGCUUGAAUUAUGUCACAGUCAGCAGAUGCCACUGCUAUAAUGCAAAACAAACAGCAAUUUGUGAAGUGGUUUUUUGGUGAAUCGAAACCGUUUCACUUACUUAUCACACCAUUUACACUUCGGAAAGGAAACCGGAAAUUAGCGGUCAAUGGAAUGGGAAAAUUUAUGGCACUGGGCGGGAUUUAAAAGAAAUAAAAUUUCUGUCCGCCAAUAAAUCGUUCCCAUUUGGUUUCG